This is a messenger RNA of Doryrhamphus excisus (bluestripe pipefish), 1473 nucleotides long. The record is from RefSeq and is a predicted model, not a curated record. Lineage: Eukaryota; Metazoa; Chordata; Actinopteri; Syngnathiformes; Syngnathidae.
UGUUGACCUGGAAGGAUGGUACAGGUGAAGCUACUAACUGGUCAGGUCAAAGAGUCGAGCCCAGAUGUGAUCGAUGAGUGGCGGUUGACAAUUGACAUGCCAGUAUGGGAAUUGGUGUUCUUGCUGCUCCUUGUGAGUCCAAGUUUGCCGCUGAAGGAGGAUGAAGAGGACACAGUGGCGGAAGACAUCGGCGUCCACCAGCUGGAGCGCUUGGUGGAGCUGCUGACUUCCUCCGAGUGCAAGGAACUCCUGGUCGCCCUCUCCAAUCCCGAGGAAAACGUUUUUCAGCAUGUCGAACGCCUCUCACUGGAAAACAAUCCGCUCCCCGCCAAGCCUCGCGCCAAGAGAGACACCACCUCACUUGAAGACGGCGAAGCUCAGUGCCGGGCGGACCUGACAACCUGGCUGGAGAAGUAUGGUUCGCAGAUGUACUACGACCGCCUCUCUCGGGCCUUGCAUCACAUCGGCAGACCAGACAUUGCCCUCGAGGUGGGCAAGAACAUCAACCAGGACAAAAUCUUGAACUUGGAGCGCUAUGUUGAAGGCUACCACCAGUUUGUCAGCUCUCUAACGUCCCAGCAGAUGCGAAAAACCCCAAAAGGCAAGAAGAGAAAGAAGAAAAGAGGUUCCCACGACACCUUGGCAUUCAUCAACAGGCUAGAAGUCGCUAAGGAUGCUGAUGUCGGCAAACUCCUGGCGGUACCGGUGCGAGUACAAGACCAAGAGGCAGGACCACUUGAGGGUCAUGAAGCUCCACACGCAGGACAGCGUCAGGAAGGCGACGAAGGCCAUGACGGCGAGCACGCUGAAGAUCCCGCCCACGCCCAUGAAGAGCUUGAGACCUUUGAGCCACGUCCGCCAGUAGUCCUGAAGGUACAUGAGUCGCUGGUCAUCCCUGAGAAGUUCCAGCACAUUCUACGUGUUCUCAACACGAACAUUGAUGGAAGGAGAAAGAUUGCCUUCGCCAUUACUGCCAUAAAGGGUGUCGGCAGGCGCUACGCCCACGUGGUCCUGAGGAAGGCGGACAUCGACCUCAACAAGAGGGCUGGGGAGCUGACUGAGGAGGAGGUGGAGCGUGUGGUCACCAUCAUGCAGAACCCUCGCCAGUACAAAAUCCCAGACUGGUUCCUAAACAGGCAGAAGGACGUCAAGGAUGGUAAAUUCAGUCAGGUGCUGGCUAACGGCCUCGACAACAAACUGAGAGAAGACCUGGAGAGGCUGAAGAAGAUCAGAGCCCAUCGUGGUCUCAGACACUUCUGGGGCCUGCGUGUGCGUGGUCAGCACACCAAGACCACCGGGCGCCGUGGCCGCACUGUGGGUGUGUCCAAGAAGAAGUAAACUCCCAGCAUCACCUAGCUGGCAUGGGCUCAGGGAAAGUGCUGGUGUAAAUAGGACGAUGUAUGCUUGUGCAACUUGGACAGAAUAUGGGAAAUUUAAUUGAUUUUUAUUCAACAAUAAUUUUUCUAAAAUUUU